CUCUCUGUGAAUCUUGGGGAUUUAACGUCGGGGAUAUUAUCAAUUCAAUUAGGUUAAAUGCACAAGAAUUAUCAGAAAUGGCAUUGGCAACUAUAGAUGUAUUAUUCGAAUCAUCAAAGAGUCAGCAAUCCUGGAAGGACAAAAAUGUCAUUAUUACGGCAGUGCACAUUUUAGGAAAAGUUUUGAUGCUAGUUGGAUCGCCUGUCCACGUCACUGGCGUAUCAUCUGACGUUGUUCGUUUGGCUGACUGUUUUCUAAAUAUUUUCUUUAGGGUAUGCAAUCCAAAUAUUGAAGCAAUGCUAGAUCUAGGUGACAGCACGACUGAUGGAUAUGAUUAUGUUGACUUGGCCGAGCGAUUUAAAACACUUAAUAUAUUUCUUAAUGAGCAAGAAUUGACAGAAAACUUCGAUGAACCCGAUUUAAGUGACUUUAUUGCAAAUAUUGAUAUUUAUAUUGGAAUUGACGAGAUUGGAAUAGUCCAAAAUCGUAUUAAAGAGAUGAUGUAUGGACCAAGAGAUCAAUCUCAACCUUAUUUGAACUAUCUGAAAGUAUUUUUGAGAAUGUGCACAUUCCGUCAUGUACUUUUGUUAAGAGUAAUGAAUUGCCUAAUAGCGAGACAAUAUUCUCUUCGUACAGUAGAUACGUUAAGAAACUUCAUCGAAAAAGAAAGAGUUGAUAACCGUUGUUUUCUGAAGUUUUUCUCUCUGCCGAAUCUAGAAAGCACAGAAAUUGUAGCUGAAUUUGAACCAUCAGAGCACACAGAAUUGGCAGCAUAUCUUAGGGAAGUGCGACUGCCUUUUCAGGAUUUGAGAGAAAUACUUCACGACCGAAUUUUCUUGAUCCAAUCUUUUGUAAAUCCUUUUGUCUUUCUGGCUAGACAAAAUUCAAUUUUCAGCAACGCUGUAACAUUGACAUUUACUAAAAGAGUACUCUCCACUGACAACAACCAAUUUAAAUUCAUUGCUAAAGAUAACUCCUUCAAUCUUUUCUACAUCCAAUCCCCAAAUUCAGACAAAUGCGUGUAUAUUGAGGGAAACACAAUCAAACAGGGACAGGAAGCAAUGCACAGGGCUGCUCAGUGGAGAGUUUUACAGGUUUACAGAUCAGAUGGUGGCGACAAAACAGCGUCUUGUUUCGUUAUUUGUGCAAAACAAAGACCAAGUAGAUUCGUUUAUCUGAAAAAAGACAGAAAGUGUCUUGUAAAUCAUUCUAAACCAAACGAUCAGUGCUUAUUUGUACUGAUACCAAUUGGAGAAUCACCAAUACUAGUCUCAAGACCUAUGGAAAGGAAUCUUACCGAUGAAUUACAGGAAAUGCCUUCUUUCACACAGAUGAAAUCACGAAAUGUCCAAAUCAGGAUUACAAACUUUAGAAAGAUCAAGGAUUUUUUGCAAAAGGAACAUGCGAUGAUUGCAAAUGAUAUUGACCAAAUUGAAAAAUACAUUUCAUAUGAAGGAAUUGAAGAGCUAAUUAUGUUGAACCCUUUACUGGAAAAAAUAGCCAAAACAGUAGAUUCAACAAAAGGUGACAACUUUGAUGAACAUACGAUGCAUGCAUUACAACAGAUGAUUUCGAUAUGUUGUCAAUAUUUUUUGGAUGAAUUUCCCUUUGGGUCAAUUUUAAGACAACUUUUGAGGUUGUGUGGAGUGUUAAUAAGUUGCAUAUGGCACGCACAUGGAAUUGAUAAACUCUUUUGCACUUUUCUUAGUGACAGUGACAAAUAUUAUCAAUUAGCUAUCCAAAAAGAUGUACGCUGUUUACAACGAGUUGCCUUUCUUUUGCACGAAAUUGAAAGAUGUGAAAAUAUACAGGAAAAACAUAUUUCCUACAUAAUGAACAAAGACAGGUUUUUGGUUGAAUUGAGAAGUCUAGCAUCGUUACGAGAAACUGCAAAAGCAACCCAUCACCCUCAGAUGAUGGUUACAAGUUUGAAAGUAAGCAUACUUCAACUAGCGGUCAUGUGGCAAAAGUUUGCUAUCACUCUAUACCCUGGUCAUAGUAAUAACUAUGCUAAAAAACUAAGGCAGAUCAUCCAAUCGGAAAUGACUGAAGACGUAUGUUUGAUGAAUAAGUUUAAUGAGAAAAGACAAUGCCAGAGAUGUACAAAAAUCGCUGUAGAUCUAUGGCUUGUUGAUGACUACGUUUCGUGUUUGGGGUGUGAUUUACCAAAAGACAGGGAAAGACGGACGAGAAGAAACCUAAAAAAGAUGUUUCUGGUGGUUGUCCCGUUACUUAAAAGAAUAUUCCAACGUAGUCCGGAGAGAUACACGCAACUCGAUAACCCAAAUUAAAAACCAAGAGAGGAAGACGCACUUUUCUCUCUAUUCUUCGAAUUCUGUUUAUUACAUGUGUGCCUAGGACAAAAUGUUAUUACAUGUUUACAGUUAGUAAAAGUAUACCGACUAGGGUGUAUUUUAGAUAGGGCUUUUAGUAAAAGUUCAAAGGUUGUUAUGGCAUCCAUUUAUCCUCCGGAUCCUUUAAUAUUUCAGAAUAGUAUACAAUAAGUCGUUUAGAUUCAAAUUUUUGACAAUGAUAAUGAUUUAUCUACUUUCAAGGCAUUUGCUUCAUCCGCGUCUGUAGAACAGUCGAUAUUUCUAGUAACUUCAAAUACACAAAAUCAAAUUGAAUUGCAGUGUCGUGUUCUGCAAUGUAUAUCAAUCGACUUUCUGUUUUACAGCAAGAAAGCCCUGUUUAUCAGUUGACCUUGACCAAUGAUAUUAUAUACAUAUAUUUUUUCCUUGUCGUCUAGGCGGACGUAAAUGUCCGGGAAGUUAAGCAAUUAAGCGUUCACAAGACUCUGUUUAUUUCUAUUGGGAUUGAAGUUUUUACGUUUGUACCGGUUUAUAAGAAUACCGUCAAUGUAAGGUAAACAUUAAGAUGCAUUGUCUUAAAAAUAAGUAUAUACCUUUUGGGGUUAUUCUAAAGGUACUUGAACCUUUAAUUUUUUUUUCAAAAAGCCUUAAUAAAAUAUAUCUUCCUUAAAAAGAUAAUUGUUAAAAGAUUCACUACUAUACAGUUAAACAGUAUAACCUAAUGUUAUAUAACAAGAAUAUUAAUACCAGAAUAGUGGUUCUUUUUUAAUAUUUGGUUGAUUAAGCCCAUUUACAUUUACGCCUAGUCUCAUUUGUUCCUUUUCAUAUGCCAAAUUUAUUUGAUUUUUUUAAUGGCGAUUUACUUUGUGCUUUCAAACGCAUAUCUGAAUAUAUAAUAAAUUCUUAGCCGUAUAGCAUGUGUGUGUGUGUGCGUGGGUGUG
Molecule: messenger RNA, 3253 nt
Organism: Magallana angulata
Lineage: Eukaryota; Metazoa; Mollusca; Bivalvia; Ostreida; Ostreidae
Exons: 3
Coding region: 78-2291 (737 amino acids)
Source: RefSeq, a predicted model, not a curated record